AAAAUUAAAUUAGAAGUUGAGGAUUUGUGAAAGUGGCGAUGGUCUCUCUCUCAGAUCAGCCAAACCAAGUCGGAGAGAGAUCUUCAAACCCAAACCCAUGGCAAACAACAACAACCCUUCCUCUCUCCGAUGGACCCUUCUUCGUCAAGCCCUUCUCCGUCGUCCUCCUCCUCAACCCACCUCUGCUGCAGAAGGGCAAUCUCAGAACACUAUAAAGAGAAUUUCUAGAAAAGCCAUGCAGGGAUUUAACAUGAUACCAUAUCAUUUGGUGAACAAAGAUUCCGAGGAGGAGGCUAUUAUCUUGAAUCGUCGCAAUGGCAAUUACAAUUCAAAGGAUGCUACUUUAUGCUACACUUUACCCAUUCAUGGAAAUGGAGCUCCUAAUAAUAAGCUUUUCUUGACCCAAAGAGUGAACAACGUUGCUGACAUCAGUGAUCUUGAGUUUUGUAAUAGGCAUGACAUCGAUAAUACUGGCCUUGUAUGUCAGUGGCCUUCAGAAGAUGUUCUUGCUUACUUUUGCUUGUCUCACGCUGACUUGUUCAGGUCCAAAAGGGUUAUUGAACUUGGAUCAGGCUAUGGUUUAGCUGGUUUAGUUAUUGCAGCAGUUACCGACGCUACAGAAGUCAUAAUCUCAGAUGGAAAUCCUCAAGUUGUUAAUUAUAUUGAGCAUAAUAUUGAUGCCAAUUCUAAAGCAUUUGGUGCCACAAAAGUAAAGUCCAUGAUGUUGCACUGGAAUCAGGAUGAAAUUUCAAAUAUUUCUUACUCUUUCGACCUCAUCAUUGCAAGUGACUGUACAUUCUUUAAGGAAUGCCACAAAGGGCUUGCACAAGUUGUCAAAAACUUGUUGAAAAAAGUGGGACCUUGUGAAGCCAUAUUUUUCAGCCCGAAAAGAGGUGAUUCAUUGGACAAGUUCCUAGAAGAAAUUAAAGAAAAUGGCUUGCAGUUCAGCAUAACAGAGAAAUACGACGCAGAAAUUUGGAAUCGUCAUCAGCGCUUUAUGAACGGUGAUGAUCACGACGCCUGGCCCAGCUACGAAAAGGAUCACUCCUACCCUUUACUGGUCAGAAUCACGCCAUGAACUUCGUUUGGUUACUAGUUUCUUGUUGAAUUUUCCUGCACAUAAUUUAACAUUAUUUUCAAGGCCCCAUUUGAAUAGCAUGCAUUAUUAUUGUGUGUACUUAUAAUUUUCACCAGAAAAAUCUAGGUACAUACAGUACAGGAACUAGUUCAGUCAGUGUACAGACUAUUAUUAUUCUUGUCCUUGUGUUUGGUGGGAUCCCAUACUUUAAAAUGCACUAUUAUAGUCCAAGUCUAUUUAUGUAACUACUAAGUAGGGUCAUGGUCAAUAUGUGGGCUUGGUUUUACCCAAAAUUAGUUAAAUUAAAAGAAUGAAUUGAUUGUUUUGUUAA
Cannabis sativa is the source of this 1409-nucleotide messenger RNA. Its product is annotated as calmodulin-lysine N-methyltransferase. Gene Ontology annotation, molecular function: calmodulin-lysine N-methyltransferase activity. The transcript has 7 exons. Gene Ontology annotation, cellular component: cytoplasm. Bases 98 to 1078 code for a protein of 326 amino acids. The record is from RefSeq and is a predicted model, not a curated record. NCBI's taxonomy places the organism in Eukaryota, Viridiplantae, Streptophyta, Magnoliopsida, Rosales, Cannabaceae.